AUGAGCUUCACGCAUCGUUCAGUUGAUCUCUGUCUCUGCGUUGCCAACGUGUCCAGCGCCAAAGUCGGCCCGCCACCAUCCAAUCAACACCUCGACGUCUCAACGAUGACCUCCCCAACCUCCAGCCCUGUCUACCCUAGCCCAACACACAUACUAGGAGCCAAACCCCCUGGCUACGUCGAAGCGACUGUACUAGAGGCACAACCCACAGAUUCCGACGCUUCUUUACCAGUGUACUCACCACCCAGGCCAUCUGUGCCAUGGCCUGGACAGUCCGAAGCCGCUCUCUUCAAUGUCGAGCGUACUAUCCGACGAGCUCGCCUUGGCGAACGAAGAAACAGAACGCUAGCUUGCUUUAUGCUGUUGGCGUGUUUGCUCAUUGCGAUAUUCAUCGUGGUGGUGAUCAUUGAGGUCGUUGGUCAUCUGGAUCAGUGA
Molecule: messenger RNA, 435 nt
Organism: Letharia columbiana
Lineage: Eukaryota; Fungi; Ascomycota; Lecanoromycetes; Lecanorales; Parmeliaceae
Exons: 1
Coding region: 1-435 (144 amino acids)
Source: RefSeq, a predicted model, not a curated record